Lobosporangium transversale is the source of this 1577-nucleotide messenger RNA. RefSeq lists its product as hypothetical. The transcript has a single exon. The record is from RefSeq and is a predicted model, not a curated record. The coding region runs from base 80 to 1552 and encodes 490 amino acids. Lineage: Eukaryota; Fungi; Mortierellomycota; Mortierellomycetes; Mortierellales; Mortierellaceae.
CUUCUUCGUCUUCUUACAACAUCUGUUCAUUCUAUAUUUCCACACCCUCCUCCCAUCCUCCUUCUUCCAUCUUCAUAACAUGUCCUUAGAAAUAGGCCAGAUUAAAAUGUCCAAAGUCAGCAAGUUUAUCAACACUCGUCUUGAUAUGCUCAGUCUGAUUGCCUGCACUCAGGUAUCCAAAGCAUGGAGCGAAGAGUUCACACCACAUGUUUGGCGCACAGUUGAUCUCGUUGCCCAACUUCGAUUCAAGGAUCUGGAUUCGAGAACCAUUUCAAAGAAUGGGCGUCAUAUCCGAGUUAUAAAGAAUAUCUACAAAAGAUCAGAGCUCAACCUCCUUGAGGAUUCCUGUGUCAGCAACUUGGAGCACAUCACUAUAUGUAUAAAGCCCGAGGAUGGCUAUUGCCAACAGGCUAGACGGCUCCUAUCUCAAAAUAGCCACUCCCUUACUAGACUGGAAAUCCUUCGUCAUGUUCAAGGCGACCCAAAAGAGUUUGCAUUGGCAGAGGCAAUGACUCCAUUGUCUGAGCCUUAUACCUCAAGGCUUACAGAAAUCUAUAUGAGAGAUUUGUCCAUGCCACGAGCUUCUUUCUCGUCCUUUCUUGCAACAUGUCCACUCCUCGAAGAAGUGAACAUUCGUAGGUGCAGUUUUCUACCUGGAGACUCAGAUAAACCACUCUUCCGACAUCAACGUGUAAAAUCCCUUAUUUCGCCGAUUGAACAAAUCUUUUCUCCUGCUGGUCAAAACUCAUCAUGCCCAUCCUCCCCCUCUCCACCUCCACUUAUUGUGCAUUUCCCCAACAUCACCUUUCUGGACACAUGGAGUGAUACUACAUCAACAUUAGACAACCCAACCUCUUCAGACAUCAAAAUUAAGCUUAUGGAACAUUGUCCGCAUCUCACGGAAUUCUCUCUCAGCGACACACUUGAAUCUUUAGUCAAGGAUCUGUUAAUCAACACUGUUAGUCAACUCUCGCUGUUUUGGCUGUAUUACCAAUUUCUCUCGCCUUCCAUGAUACUGGCAGUUCUUCGUCAUAAGUCUACGCUAAAAAGAUUACAGACGUACGAUCCAUCUACUGUCGGUUGGAGCCCUGACGCCGACCGAGUGAUUCCUGUGUAUGAUGCCUUACAGGAGAGAUGGAUUAUACAACUUCUAUUGUCAAAAUGCUCUAACCUCACAAUAGUGGACCUUCCCGAGCAUGAAUUGGAUAUGAGUAUAGUUCAUCUUUUUCCAUGGGCAUGCAAAGGUCUCAAAGAGCUCCGUAUCCGUAUCAUAGGCCUCGACACCAAAGAGCUAAUCAUGGCAGUGAUCAAACUGUGGGCUCGUGGAUAUAACGAAAAGCAGCGGACCUUAUAUGCAACGACUAGAAAACAUAUUCUUUCAGACUUAUCCAGUAUAGAUUACCAAAUCGAAACUACUGAUGCCCAGAAGUUGUCGAUUGUAAACAAAGUUACCACUCACCUGUUGCAAUUUAAUGAUCUAACCAAAGUAUGGCUUGGAUACAAGGUCUGGUCUGUCAAAUGGACCAAUGAUCCUCCAAAGCAAACCGAAUAAAAAUAAGACCAUCAGUAACUAAGGC